Chelonus insularis is the source of this 5356-nucleotide messenger RNA. It is a transcript of the gene GABA-B-R2, whose product is annotated as gamma-aminobutyric acid type B receptor subunit 2-like. Gene Ontology annotation, cellular component: membrane; G protein-coupled receptor heterodimeric complex. Gene Ontology annotation, molecular function: G protein-coupled GABA receptor activity. The transcript has 17 exons. The record is from RefSeq and is a predicted model, not a curated record. Gene Ontology annotation, biological process: G protein-coupled receptor signaling pathway; gamma-aminobutyric acid signaling pathway. The annotation marks the transcript as partial. NCBI's taxonomy places the organism in Eukaryota, Metazoa, Arthropoda, Insecta, Hymenoptera, Braconidae.
UGCAAUGCAGCAGUUGGUGUGAAGGCAUUCUUUGACAUGAUGCAUGGAGGACCACAUAAAGUGAUGUUGUUUGGUGAUGCAUGUACCCAAGUAACAGAUCCAAUAGCCAAAGCAUCCAAACACUGGCGUCUUACUCAAUUAAGUUAUGCUGAUACCCAUCCAAUGUUCACAAGCGACAAUUUCCCCAACUUCUUCCGAAUCGUACCGUCGGAAAAUGCUUUCAAUGCACCGAGGGUGGCUCUAUUGAACUCCUUCAACUGGACUCGUGUUGGAACAAUUUACCAGAAUGAGCCUAGAUAUGCUCUUGCACAUAAUAGACUGCUAGCCGAUCUCGACGACCACAAAUUUGAAGUGCUGGAAACUCAAAGCUUUGCUACUGAAGUAAGUUCUGCCCUAGAAAAACUGAAAAAUGCAAAUGUCAGAAUAAUCCUAGGAAAUUUUAAUGAAGCUUGGGCGAGACGGAUAUUUUGUGAAGCUUUCAGGUUUCGAAUGUUCGGAAGAAAAUACCAGUGGAUAAUUAUGGGCACAUAUGCUGAAGAGUGGUGGUUACGACCUGAUGGUGGUUGUGCACCUUCUGAACUUAUUGAAGCUUUACAUGGAGCUAUUUUGACUGACCUACUUCCUCUUUCUACUGAUAGGCAAAUCACCGUAUCCGGAAUCACACCAGAAGAAUAUCAAGCUGAAUACGACUCCAGAAGAGGCAACGAAUAUUCGAGAUUCCAUGGUUACACAUAUGAUGGAAUAUGGGCGAUUGCACUAGCUAUUCAGCACGUCUCCAAACGAAUACGGCAUUUCCGUAGGAAUCAGACUGUCACAGACUUUAAAUACAGAGAUCCUCUGUGGGAAGAACUUUUUUUAAAGGCCCUGAGGAACACCAGCUUCGAAGGAGUUACUGGACCUGUCCGUUUCUACGACAAUGAAAGGAAGGCCUACAUAUUGUUAAAGCAAUUCCAAAGUGGAACAGAAGUUAAAGUUGGCGAAUACGAUGGAGUCACUGAUACAUUAGAUCUUAACAGAGGUCAACCGCUGAUCUGGCGUGGUCGAUCGCCCCCGAAGGACCGAACAGUUGAAGUCAUCGAGCACUCAACCGUCAAUAUCACCAUUUACUCGGUGAUAGCAUCUGCAGCUGCCAUGGGCAUCAUUAUGGCUGUAGUGUUUCUCGCCAUCAACAUCAGAUACAGAAAUCAAAGAUACAUAAAGAUGUCAUCUCCUCACUUGAACAAUCUUAUUAUCGUUGGAUGUAUGCUAACAUACAGCAGUGUCAUUUUUCUGGGGUUAGAUUCAACUCUGUCAAGUACGACAGCUUUUCCAUACAUUUGUACUGCGCGAGCAUGGCUCUUGAUGGCAGGCUUUUCCCUAGCAUUUGGAGCAAUGUUUUCAAAAACAUGGAGAGUUCAUUCUAUAUUUACUGAUGUCAAGCUCAAUAAAAAAGUUAUAAAAGACUAUCAAUUAUUUAUGGUUGUAGGAGUUCUCCUUGUCAUUGAUUUGGUAAUAAUGACAACAUGGCAAGUUGCCGAUCCAUUUUAUAGAGAAACUAAAAGAAUGGAAGCUUAUUCCCUUCCAUCAAAUGAAGACGUUUUGAUGAUACCAGAAAACGAGUACUGCCAAAGUAACAAUAUGACUGUGUACCUUGUUAUUAUUUAUGCCUACAAAGGCUCCUUGAUGAUAUUCGGAGCGUUUCUUGCUUGGGAAACGAGGCACGUAAGCAUACCAGCGUUGAACGAUAGCAAGUACGUUGGUAUGAGUGUUUAUAACGUAGUAAUAAUGUGCAUCACUGGAGCUGCUAUCAGCUUCGUUCUGGCUGAUAAGCAGGACACUAUGUUCAUAAUGCUGUCAAUAUUUAUUAUCUUCUGCAGUACAGCCACACUUUGCCUUGUUUUUGUGCCAAAACUUAUUGAACUACGAAGAAAUCCCCAAGGCGCGAUAGAUAAGAGAAUCCGGGCGACUUUAAGACCCUCUUCUAAGACUCGGAGAGAUUCGACGGUCAGCGAACUUGAAGAACGUUUAAGAGAAGCUACUAUAGCCAAUCAAAAAUUUCGUAAACUUCUUUUGGAAAAAGAAUCAGAGCUUCAAAUAUUCCUCAGAAGAUUAGGGGAUGAGAGUCUCAUACAAGAUACAAAAGAAGCUAUGGAUAGAUUAUCAGUACCAAAAAGCGAAGCAGUUAUCAAAAAAGAAGGUUUGUCAAUGGUUACGGAAACAACUGAUAUAUCCAUGUCAUUAUGCAGUUUAAAUUCGACAACGCUAUCACAACCAGAGAAUGAAUAUGUCAAUGUUUUAGCGACAAGUGAUCAACAAAAUAUUAAAAAAAAGCCAUUUUUUAACAAAUCUAACUUGGAGGAAAAAGCGUCAUUGAUUCCACAGAAACCAAGUUCACCAUCUAAUAACCGAAAGAAAGUUUCCAUGAGCGAAGGACCGGAGAGUGAGCCAUUAAUUGAAAAAUAUUCUGAGUCAACAACCCUUACAACGAAAGAUGAUAAAGUCAACGUAGAAUUUGUAUCGGAAACAGUUGAGGAAUCAGAAGAGUCAGUUGUAUUGGAGGAGACUGAAAUACCACGAGAUAACCUAAUAACAAGGACAACGAAAGAAGUUUGCCCUGAAAAAAGAGCAAAACUUCCAACACCACCUCCAACCAAAAAUGUAUCAUUUGGCGAAUUGGAAAAGCAGAAUUAUUUGGAACAAGCUAUACUUCCACCGCCUGUGCAGUUCGUGCCGAAACAUCGGCAUACUGCUCACCAUCAACACCAAUCAUUAGCAAAACGAAGAUCAUCAGUAAAAAAUAAUGGAUUAGCGCAUUCUCAUCAUGAAUUGUUCGAGAAGAGAAGAACGAGUGUUCCGGUGAAUACAAUUGCUCACGUUUCAACGGAAAAUAUACCGAAAGGAGAAACUAUUGAAGAAUCAUUGGGUCCUUUCGAACGGUCAUACGUUAUUAGCGAAUGCGGGCAUCGAAAAAUAGCUGCAAUUCCUGCUACAGGCUACAGAUGUGAAAAACAUGGUGGUGCUAGUCGUCAUAUACACACCGUCUCAAAUGGUUCAGUGGAAACUUCAACUUCUAAGAAGCACCGUGAUACUAUCAGCAAAAAUGCAAGCUCACUUAAUGUACAAUCAAGCAUCAAUACUAGUUAUUCUGAUACUGAGAAAACAGAAGAUUUAACAGUAAUUCACCGAUCAGUGUCGGAGAGAUCUCGGGAGAAAUGCGCCAGGUCUCGCGGCGGUACAGGCCACACAAUGACAGAAUGUCAUCGACAUCGCACGCCCUUGAGAAAACAUCGUGAGUGUCGACAUACAGAAUCGAAACUACGACAACAGGCUCGGUUAGAGUAUGUGCAGAGUAGUCCUAAUGUUGCAACAAUUCAUAGUACUAAAUUUACAAGUACUAAUCCCCGUGGAGGUGGACAUAGCAGUGGUGCCAGUGGAAAUGGCGAUAGUGUUGCGGUUGUUAGGGAUGAGAAUGCAAGAAGUACUGGAACAAGUGGAUCAACAACUGAUCUGUCGAAGAUGUGUAGUGCUGUGUCUGACGGAGAAUUACUGGACCUUGAUAUAUUGCCAAUUUUUCAAAAAUUACUUUCCGAACGGCACAAAAGUUCAUCAAGUGGUGAUGGAUAUGGUGCUAACAUUGCCAGCUGUCCAAAUAUAUCAAUCAAGUGUGACAUAGUCGAAUAUCUUUAACGCUUUGAUGUAAAACAAAGAACUAUAUAUAUAUGUAUCAUAAAAAACAACUUUUUACUUAUUAUUUGCAUCAAGAUUAAUGUCAAAACCGUCAAUUAUAUUGUAAUUAAAAACUAAAACUGUAAAAGAAUGCUAAUUCAAUUGUUGUAUUGAAAAAGUGUACGGGAGUGUUGCCAAUAAUUAUUUGAUUAUAAAAUAUGUUGAUUACUUUAUGAAUUAAGGAGUCAGAGACUAUUUCAUCUGAUACCUACCGAAUUAUUCUUUCUCUCCACACCCUUUAUUUCCCUCCUUUACUUCCUUUGCCUAUAUUACCUCGAAGUACCUCAAGGCUCUAUCAAUCCCUUUAUACUAUCAUUCGUAAGGUCUCGAGUUUAGACUAACUGAACUGUAUUGUACAAUCUCUAAUCGAUUGCCAGGAACUACUAAAUAAGGAAGAUAGAUAACAAACGAAUAUUUAAGUAAGAUGUUUAAUAAAAAUAAAUAAAUACACGCAGAUUAAAAUGAGAAAAUUAAAACUGAUAAAUAAAAUUAAUAAAUCAAUCAGUAUAUAAGAUAAUUAAUACAAACGAAGAUUGUAGAAUGUGAAAAACGUGAAUGUUAAACAAUUGCAGUAAAUAUUUAUUAUUGUUUUCAUGAGAAAAAUAAUUGUAUGACAAAAUAUUGGAGAGUUAUGAAGCCUUGAUGAUUUAAUGGCUAAACCUAAAAUAUUUGCACUAGCAAUGAAAAUAUCUUCUGCUGACGAAUUGUUAAAUUAUUCAAUAGUUGUAUACAAGAAGUGUUUUUGAAUCUUACAAUUAUAUGUGCGUAUAAUCUAAAUAUUGAAAAAACGAAAAUGGACAGAUUAAACGAGAGAAAUAAUGUAUGAGUGGUAGCUCGUUAGCUUAUACAACACUAAAAAAAAUUUGGUCGUCGAUCGACCAAUCGUUUCGGCAGGACUUUUGACUCUUUAAUAAGUUAUCAUUAAAUACAUAGCACUUUAAUAUUUGACAUAGUUUAGAGAGCGAGAAUGAUGUUAACUAUUUAAAGUAUUUUAAUCUAGAGUAUCAUUAUUAUAUCCACUUAUUAGAAAGUCGAAAUUACUGCCGCUCUCUUAUAUAAUUUUUUGUAAAUUUUAAUAUUGUUAAUGACAUUUACAGAGAGUGCGAUAACUUGUUCCUUGUUCAUUCAUUUUUUCUACUAUAAAAUUAUAUUAAAUUUAUAAAAUUUCGGGCCGACCACAUUAAAAUGUGUAACACGCCUUUAGCUCAGGUAACAAGUCGUAUAUACUUCCAUCAUCAACGUUAUCAUUUACCGUCAUCAUUGUAUAUGUAAACAACUUUUUUAAUUAACAUACGACUUGUAAUUUCGUUCAUGACUUGCUGAGAGUAUUAAUGUUCACUGGCUCGUACUAUAAUAUUAUUUAUUUAUACUAAAGAAUCUAGUAUUAUAAGUAAUCGAGCGUGGUCAAUAUAUCAUUUGUCUAUUUUGUCGUAAUUAUCUCGUAAAUUUAUAAUUGGCUCUAAACAAAUACCACUAAAAGUAUAUAUUUAAUAAUAAGACUUUCAAUAACACGUCAAAUUCUUGUGAUACUGUUAAGUUGAUUUGUACGAUACCUAUGCAUUGUUAUCUUUACAAUCAUGAUCACAUCGCAAUACAUAAAUGUUUUGAACGAUGUAUGAUUUGACGCAGAGAAAAACGAUAAUAUAUAUAA